UAUUGUGUAUCACCCGCAGAUGAAGAGCGUACAUGCAUGCCAAAGUAUAGGUUGAUGUUUCCCUUCAUGUGGGGAAAUACGUUCAUGGGAAGGGCAGCAAGAAUGGCGGCAGACCAGGCAAAACCCGUCUUACUUAACAGCUUCAAGGGACAUUUCAUGCCUGUUUCAGGACUGACUUAUAUCGAUGAGUGCCAAAUUCUUUUAAGUUGCAGUGCAGAUUUUAGCGUAAGAAUGUGGACGUUGGGAGGUCGAUAUUUACAGACCAUUGGUACGUUCAAGCCUUGGAAGAAUAUUCGACAAGGGCAACCAGUUCCACCCACUUUUCAAUUUAGUAUUCCUCCAGAUAUAAAGAAAGUCGCUAGUUCUACCACCUUGAGGGUACUUUCUGGUGGUUCUUUCGAGAAAAAACUUACUAUAAAACAAUUACAAAAACGAGCUGAGAAUAGUUUGGUACAAGUCGAUCAAACGAAGAUUUAUGGAAAGCCGCUCGAAGACCCGCUUUUAGGGAAUUAUUACACACUUCCAGAGAGAACAGUAAAUCCGAAGGACGUGAUAUUUGAUAUGUCAUUCCCUUAUAUUCCUGUUUAUCAGCACUUAAUUAUGCCAGGACUUGUGCCUAUUGAAAUUUCAGACGAUAUUUGUCGUAAACAUAAAUUGCAAGGAAGCAGUGAAGACAAGUCAUAA
This is a messenger RNA of Anoplophora glabripennis (Asian longhorned beetle), 684 nucleotides long. Its product is annotated as WD repeat-containing protein on Y chromosome-like. Lineage: Eukaryota; Metazoa; Arthropoda; Insecta; Coleoptera; Cerambycidae. Gene Ontology annotation, molecular function: protein binding. The transcript is spliced from 4 exons. Bases 37 to 684 code for a protein of 215 amino acids. The record is from RefSeq and is a predicted model, not a curated record.